CUUCCCCCCCUUCCUCAGCUCGCCUUUCCCGGCUACAAGACACUCAACCGCAUUCAGAGCCGCAUCUUCCGAACCGCCUACCACUCUAACGAGAAUAUUCUGGUGUGCGCCCCGACCGGUGCCGGCAAAACCAACAUUGCCAUGAUCGCGGUGCUCCGGGAGAUCGGCGCCAACAUGCGGCACGGGGUCAUCCAGAAGGCGGACUUCAAGAUCGUGUACGUGGCGCCCAUGAAGGCUCUGGCAGCCGAGGUAACAGCCAACUUCGCCAAGAGACUGGAGCCUCUAGGUCUGCUGGUCCGCGAGCUCACGGGCGACAUGCAGCUCACGAAACGGGAGCUCGCGGAAACGCAAAUGAUCGUCACCACACCGGAGAAAUGGGACGUCAUCACACGCAAGGUCUGCCUGUCUGUAUGUAUGUCUAUAUCUGUCUGUAUGUCUGUCUGUAUGUCUGUCUGUAUGCCUGUCUGUAUGCCUGUCUGUAUGUCUCAUGGGCAGGUGUUGAGUUUGGUGAUAGUGGAGCGUGGGGGUUUACCUUUCGGUUUUUUGUGGUUUCUUUCUCCCUCCCUCUCCAUCUUGCCCUCCAUCUCCCCCCCCACACACAUUUCCUACCCCAUCUCGCAACCCCCUCAAUAUUCGUCCCCCACCCCCUACACAAACAUCUGGUUCCUGCAUUCCCCCUCCCCCCUCCCCCCCCCAAAGAUGGUCGAGAGUCUCAAGGCGGGCUACCAAGUGAUGGUGUUCGUACACAGCCGCAAGGACACGGGUAAGACGGCCCGGGUGCUGGCUGACCUGGCGGCCAAGAGCGGCGACGCGGGGCUGCUGGACACGAGGGAACACGACAAGUACGGCAUCUUCGCAAAGGAUGUACGGAAGAGCAGGUACAUGGCGGAGUUGUUCGAUUUGGGUUUCGGCAUGCACCACGCGGGUAUGCUGCGGCCCGACCGGACCCUCACGGAAAGGCUGUUUGCGGAGGGGCUGCUGCGGGUUUUGGUGUGUACGGCCACCCUCGAGUGGGGCGUGAACCUGCCGGCACACACCGUCAUCAUCAAGGGCACGCAGGUGUACGACGCACAGAAGGGUGGUUUCACGGAUGUGGGCAUGCUGGACGUGCAGCAGAUUUUUGGACGAGCGGGCCGCCCGCAAUUCGAGGACAGCGGUGAGUGUCUGGGCAUCAUCCUGACGACCCACGACAAGCUGGCCCACUACCUGGGUAUGCUGACCCACCAGGCGCCCAUCGAGAGCCAGUUCAAAAAGUACCUGGUCGAUAACUUAAAUGCAGAGAUUGUGCUGGGUACGGUCACCAACGUGCGUGAGGCGGUGGCCUGGCUGGGGUACUCCUACCUGGCGCGUAGGCUGGAGCGAAACCCGCUGGUGUACGGCAUUACGUACGACCAGCUCGUACUGGACCCCGGCUUAGAACUCCACAAACGUGACCUGGUGGUUGAGGCCGCCAAGUCGCUUCGGGAGUCCCAGAUGGCUGUGUACGACGAGCGGUCGGGCGCCCUGUACGUCACUGAGCUGGGUCGUGUGGCCUCCCACUUCUACAUCAAGGCUGCCUCCAUGGUUACCUUCAACUCGCUGCUGAAGCCGCACAUGAAGGAGGACAAGGUGCUGGCCAUGGUGGCGCAGAGCGCCGAGUUCGAACAGCUCGUGCUACGGGAGGAGGAGCUGCCGGAGCUGGACGAGAUGGCUCGGAAUGUGCCGUACCCUGUCAAAGGGCUGGGCGGCAACGACAACAAGUCUGGCAAGGCCAACGUGCUGAUGCAGGUGGUAGUGCGGGGGAGGGGGUUUGUGUGUGUGGGACGCAAGUGGAGCAGCAUGGCGGACACCUGUCUCACUCUGGCCAAGUCGCUGGAGCUCAGGUUGUGGGCACACAACCACCCGCUCCGGCAGUUCGAGGGGACGCCGGGACUGGGAGCCGAGCUGCUGGGGAAGCUGGAGGAUAGGCAGGUGGGAGCGGGUGCGUGUGAGAGUGUGUUAGUGCCAAACCCUGUUAAGAUAUAUAAUUUUGACAAAAAAUACAAUUUGCAAAGCACCCUAAAACCCCCUCCCCGUACCCUAACUAAGCCACAUUCACGUGCUUGUCCUCUUUCCCCCAUCAUCCCCUGUCUCAAGAUCAGGAUCCAGAUCCAGGUCCAGAUUCAAAUCCAGGACCUUGAUGCAGGGUUCUUCACCAGGGUACCCAAAAAUUUCGGCCGUGUCCGAAACCCUCUGAUUAACCUUUCGGGGCCCUCCCCGAAAAGUUUCCUUCUCAAAAAAGUUCGGGCCCGAAUCGGGGUGAAGAACCCUGCCUCGAUGGCUUUCUUCUCAGGGUUUCCCCCCCUCCCUCCCUGCUGCCCCCUCCUCCCCUUUUUGGUUUCAGAGCUCCUGGAUUUGGAUCCGCUCCCCCUGGCCGCCCUGCGCCACCCCGCCUACGAGGCGCUGUACGGCGGCCGCUUCACGCACUUCAACCCCAUCCAAACCCAGGCCUUCCACACGUUGUACCACACGGACGAGAAUGUGCUGCUGGGGGCACCCACCGGGUCGGGUAAGACCAUCAGCAGCGAGCUGACCAUGAUGCGGCUGUGGAGCGCCCACCCGGGUCACAAGGUCAUCUACGUGGCCCCGCUCAAGGCGCUGGUGAGGGAGAGGAUGAGCGACUGGGGGGCCAGAUUGUGUCCGCUGCUGGGCAAGAAGAUGGUGGAGCUGACAGGCGAUUACACACCUGAUCUGCGGGCGCUGCUGGCGGCGGACAUCAUCAUCUGCACUCCGGAGAAGUGGGAUGGCAUAUCCCGGGCCUGGCAGACACGAGGAUACGUCAAGAAGGUGUGGGGUGCGAGUGCGAGGGAGAGGGUGCGAGUGCGAGGGAGGGGGUGCGAGUGCGAGUGCGAGGGAGGGGGUGCGAGUGCGAGGGAGGGGGUGCGAGUGCGAGGGAGGGGGUGCGAGUGCGAGGGAGGGGGAGCGGGAGCUGACCUGGCGGAUUGGCUGGGUAUCGGACCCGCGGGUCUGUUCAACUUCAAGCCCUCCGUACGACCUGUUCCCCUGGAGUGCCACAUCCAAGGCUUCCCGGGCAAGUUCUACUGCCCCAGAAUGGCGUCCAUGAACAAACCCGCGUAUGCAGCAAUACAGGCGAGGUCGGGGCGGGGGGGAAGGCCGCCAGUCCACUCACCCACCAAGCCCGUGCUUGUGUUCGUGUCAUCCCGCCGGCAAACUCGCUUGACCGCGCUGGAUCUCAUCACGUACGCAGUGGCUGACGAGCGGCCCCAGCAGUUCCUGCGCAUGUCGGAGUCGGAGUUGGAGGGCUGUCUGGUCGGGGUGAAGGACGCGGCGCUGCGGCACUGCCUUCAGUUCGGUAUCGGACUGCACCACGCGGGUCUGGGGGAUAAGGACAGGGGCCUCGUGGAGCGGCUGUUUGUGGAGUGUAAAAUCCAGGUUCUUGUGGCCACCUCCACCCUGGCCUGGGGUGUCAACACCCCCGCGCACCUGGUCAUCAUCAAGGGCACCGAGUACUACGACGCGCCCGGCGGGAGAUACGUGGACUUCCCCAUCACGGAUGUACUGCAGAUGAUGGGUCGCGCGGGUCGGCCCCAGUUCGACCGGCACGGGGUGGCUGUGAUCAUGGUGCACGAACCCAAGAAGCAGUUCUACAAGCGCUUCCUGUACGAACCCUUUCCCGUGGAGUCCAGUCUGCAGGACCAGGUGGCCGACCACUUCAACGCCGAGAUCGUGGCGGGCACCAUCCGCAGCCGCCAGGACGCAGUGGACUACCUGACCUGGACGUACUUCUUCCGGCGGCUGCUGCAGAACCCCACCUAUUACGACCUGCAGGGCACCGACUCGGACUCCGUGAACACCUACAUGAGCCGGCUGGUGGCCACGGCCCUGGGGCAGCUAGAGGAGGCGGGGUGUGUGACGUUGGGGGACGAUACGGACGGAGGUGACGGCGGCGGCGGUGAGGAGGUGGCGCCCUCCGCCGUCAGCCCCACCCCACUGGGCCGCAUCGCCUCCUUCUACUACCUGCAGCAUAAGACCAUGAGCCAGCUGGGUGGCAGCAUGGGACCCGGCAUGGGGGUGCAGGAGCUGCUGCAGGCCCUUUGCUCGGUGUCUGAGUUUGACGAUCUGCCGGUUCGCCACAACGAGGACAAGAUCAACGCGGCCAUGUGCCGCGGGGUGAGGUUCCCCCCGGAUAGUCGUACGGCAGAUGACCCGCACACCAAGGCGAAUCUGCUGCUGCAG
This is a messenger RNA of Volvox carteri f. nagariensis, 4215 nucleotides long. RefSeq lists its product as uncharacterized. The record is from RefSeq and is a predicted model, not a curated record. Gene Ontology annotation, molecular function: ATP binding; nucleic acid binding. The transcript has 24 exons. NCBI's taxonomy places the organism in Eukaryota, Viridiplantae, Chlorophyta, Chlorophyceae, Chlamydomonadales, Volvocaceae. The annotation marks the transcript as partial.